Molecule: messenger RNA, 1311 nt
Organism: Acytostelium subglobosum LB1
Lineage: Eukaryota; Evosea; Eumycetozoa; Acytosteliales; Acytosteliaceae
Exons: 4
Source: RefSeq, a predicted model, not a curated record
AUGAAGAGUUUAAGUAAAUUGAAGAAUAAUGUCGUGUCUGCCUUUUCAAGUGGACCAAAGACUGUUGACCAGAACUUUGAGACAACAAGACGUGAGUUUGCUACAUUGUCAGACUCUGUUAAUAAUACCUACAAUGCUUUGAUCAAGAAUGACAAGAACUUAAAGAAAUCAUUCAUACAUCCAUCUGGAUUGAAUAAGAAUAUAUUGACAUCAUUUACAAAUGAUCAUCCAUUGUAUGUUUAUGCGACAGAGGUUAACAAACAGUUGGAACACUCGUUCAAUGAUUGGGUCACGAGCCAGAAGCUCAAUUAUGAGAUGAUUCAACAGUAUUGUGCAAAGAUAAAGUUUGCAAAGGACACGAUCACUGAGCGCGACACUCUGUUGGCCGACGUGGACAAGGCCGCGCACAAGAUCAAGGAGCUCAAGGAGAAGCCGCAGAAGGACCCCACCAAGCUGCCCACCGAGGAGAACCUCUACAACUCCAAGAAGGAGUCCUACGACAACACCAACUACAAGGCCAUGUGCGAGGUGUCGCAGCUGUUUGAAGACAAGCAGGCCUUCUUUGAUCGUCCACUUCAAAACAUCAUACUGUCCAUUGGCUAUCUCUUCUCGUCCAUCUCGUCCAACCAUCAAUCACACGCUUCCCUCUUGGAGAAGAACCCACCCUACUACAACCCCGUCAAGUCGAUCAUUGGUACGGCGCCAGAGAACUAUCAGAAUCAAGCUGCCAUCUCAAACUCAUUCCAGAAGCCUCCACCCGCUCGUCCCACUCCACCAAGUGCGCCCCCAUCAAGAUACUCGCCUCCACAACAACAACCAGUGCCAGCGCCUGCGUCCACAGCAGCGGCAGCGACAGCGCCACCCCCAUCACAGCCAGUUGGUCCAGGACAGUAUGGUCCUCCACCAACCAGACAGCCUCCAAGACCAACAUCGCAACCUCCACAACAAGCACCAUUCAGAUACUCCCCACCUCAACAGUCACAAACACCCAACCCAGCACCUGGACAGUAUGGCGCCAGGGCACCAUCCCCAACCAGCGCACAGCAAGGGCCCGGUCAAUAUCAUGCGCCAGGUCAAUACCAUGCACCAACUCCAGCUCCAGCACCAUCAGCGCCAGGACAGUAUCACGCGCCCGGACAAUACCAUGCGCCAGCGCCUGCACCAUCAGCAGCACCUGGUCAAUACCAAACACCUGGACAGUAUCAUGCACCGUCUCCAGCUGGACAAUACCAUGCGCCAACACCAGCGCCAGGACCUGGUCAAUACCAAGCACCAGGUCAAUACCAUGCACCGACUACAUCUUUAAAGAAA